UCCGCGCAGAAACCCGCCUUCUUUCGGCCGAAAUCCCGGGGUUUCGGGAGGCUGGAAGUGGCGGCACGCCGGGGCCUGUCCUGAUCGCCGCCGGCGGGCCGGGACCGCGGUGCCGCCGACAUGGCCGCGCUGGCGAUGGCCGUUGCUGCGGCGGCCGCCGGGCAGCCACAGAAUGACAGCUGUUGCAGUACUGCGGGUGCUAGUCGACAAAUUCAGUACCAGAAGAUGAAAGCUGAACAAGCUAAAAAAAUUGAAUUCAUAAGAACUGCAGAAAAGCUAAAAACUCAGCUUGCCAGUAUAGAAAAAGACAAAAACGGACAUCUUUACAAUAGGAAGAAUGAUUUCAGGGUAGAAUACAGCAUACUAGAGGAACUGGAACAUACUAUGGCUGUCAGCAGGAAAACUGAAAAGGGUAAAAUCCUGCAGCAGCUAUCAAAAAUACAAAAUUAUGUGAAGAGACUUCAGCAACAAUUAAAAGACGUGAAGCCUACACCAGAAUUUGUGGACAAGCUCAAAGAAAUGAUGGAAGAAGCUGAAAAUGCAAUCAAUGCUUUUAAAGAGGAACAGAGGCAAAUAUAUGAACGGCUUUUGAAGGAGGAAAAAAUUGCCAUUAAUGAGCUCAGUGUCUUUGAGAGAAAAGUGGGACUGUGGGCGUUAGGCAGCUCAACAACCAGAAAAGGUUUGAAAUUACCAUCAGCCAGGGUCUCAGUUGAUAAAACACUUGAAAAUCAUCUACCUGAAGAAGUAGUAGAGUUUGCAAGAUUUCUUCAGCGAGCAGGAGGGCGGCAGGGAGGCUGGGAUGAUUAUGAUUAUCAAAAUUUUCUAAAAGUAUGGACAAAACACAAAGGAAGGCUAUCUUAUGUGGAUGAAGCCCUUGCGUAUCUCUGUGGAAGAACAAAAGAAGAUAUUGAACAACAUGACGGAUGGUAUCGAGAAUUUCUAAUUUUCCAUGAAAGAAAGAAAGAGUCAAUUAAGAAGUGGAAAGAAAAGCAGAUGCAAGAAAAAGGAGGAAAUUUGAAGGAGAAAGAGGAAUCAGAAAAAAAGCUCAAGGAAAAAUGGCUACAGCAUGAAGAAGCUCAGAAGCAAAAAACAGAAGAAGAAAGAAGAAGACAACAAGCAGCAAUUGAAGCGUGGAAGAAACAGAAAGCAAUAGAAUUUGCAACGGAACAAGCAUCACAACUAAAACUAGAAGAAGAGAAGGAGAAAAAGCAACAGAAAGAACGCCAGCGCCGAUGCCAGAUGAAAUUACUGUUGGAAAGGUAUACCUUGCAGAAGAAAGAAAAGGAGGAACUUCAGAAGCUUGAAGAGGAGAAGAGAGAGGAAGGUGAAAAGGAGGAAAGGAAGAGAAUUGCUGCAGAAGAAAUUACUAAGUUUCAAGAACGUGAUGUACAUAAACUGGAGCUAAGGAUUCUACAAAAACAAGCUAAAGAAGGAGAGAAACGAGAAAAAGAAAAAAAGUUGGCAAAGUUAAGAGAGAAGGUCGAGGUCCACAUCACCAGAGACCAGUCCAGGUUGUACAGACCUACCAAGGGCUGGGAGGAACGCGUGAAAGAGGUCACACCAACAGCUUCAAAACUGCUUUUACGAGCUCCUCAUAGAGCUUCUCCAGCCUGGUGGCAAGGGUUAUAGAUGAGCACGGGCCUGUCCCUGUCGCACGGGAAUGACUUCCUUGCUUGUGAAGAGGCCAGCAGUCCUCUGGAGUCGUCACAUUUGCUUGAUGCCAUG
This is a messenger RNA of Phalacrocorax carbo (great cormorant), 1725 nucleotides long. The record is from RefSeq and is a predicted model, not a curated record. NCBI's taxonomy places the organism in Eukaryota, Metazoa, Chordata, Aves, Suliformes, Phalacrocoracidae.